AUGUUGUUCGAUGAUUUAGCACACAGGGGCGCAACGCGAGCGAGCGUCGCGACGUCGGCGGCACAGAGCAGCGUGUGCGCGCGCGCUUGCGGUGGGGCCGACCGGUCGCAACCGGGCCGCGCUCUCACCACGCCGCGCUCCGGCCGCCCUGCCACCGACUUGGCUAUAAUCGCACUUGACACCGUGCCGCAUUCGAGGUACAAGAAAGUUUCACAUUUCUAUCCCACAAUGUGA
Messenger RNA from Arctia plantaginis, 234 nucleotides. NCBI's taxonomy places the organism in Eukaryota, Metazoa, Arthropoda, Insecta, Lepidoptera, Erebidae. The record is from the annotation of a GenBank genome assembly.